AUGUCGUCAGAUGGAGAAUUUACCAGAACUCAGAUUUUUGGUACCGUAUUUGAAAUAACCAACAGAUACACCGACUUAAACCCCGUUGGUAUGGGUGCUUUUGGUUUGGUUUGUUCUGCUGUUGACAAAUUGACUGGGCAAAAUGUUGCCGUUAAAAAGAUUAUGAAGCCGUUUUCUACAUCAGUUUUGGCGAAAAGAACUUAUAGAGAAUUGAAGUUGUUGAAGCAUUUGAGGCACGAAAAUUUGAUAACCUUGGAUGAUAUAUUCAUUUCCCCCUUGGAAGAUAUUUACUUUGUUAACGAGUUGCAAGGUACUGAUUUACAUCGAUUGUUGACUUCGAGACCAUUGGAGAAACAAUUUAUACAAUACUUUACGUACCAGAUAUUGAGAGGUAUGAAGUAUAUACAUUCUGCAGGAGUUAUUCAUCGUGAUUUGAAACCAUCGAAUAUUUUAAUCAAUGAAAAUUGUGAUUUGAAAAUUUGUGAUUUUGGUUUGGCUAGAAUUCAAGACCCUCAAAUGACUGGUUAUGUGUCCACCAGGUACUACCGUGCACCUGAAAUUAUGUUGACUUGGCAAAAAUACGAUACUGAGGUUGAUAUUUGGUCUGUUGGUUGUAUAUUAUCUGAGAUGAUUGAAGGGAAACCUUUGUUUCCAGGGAAAGAUCAUGUUCAUCAAUUCUCCAUCAUAACGGAAUUAUUGGGAAGUCCCCCGGCUGAUGUGAUUGACACUAUUUGCUCUGAAAACACAUUGAGAUUUGUACAAUCAUUACCACACAGAGAUCCCAUCCCAUUUAGUGAAAGGUUUGCCUCUUGCACACACGUUGAGCCCGAAGCUAUUGACUUAUUAUCCAAAAUGUUGGUAUUUGAUCCAAAAAAGAGAAUUAGCGCCGCUGAGGCUUUGACUCACCCAUACAUGGAACCAUAUCACGACCCCACUGAUGAGCCUGUUUGUGAAACAAAGUUCGAUUGGAGCUUCAAUGAUGCAGACUUGCCGGUUGAUAACUGGAGGGUGAUGAUGUACAGGGAAAUCUUAGAUUUCCAUCAAAGUAUUGGAGUUGGUGGUAGUGGUCUCGAUUAUCAACAACAACAAGUUGCUGACGCGGAUGGAAACACCGAUAAGUUGGAGGAAUUGAAUAGGCAACAGCAACAGCAACAGCAACAGCAACAGCAACAGCAAUAUGUUCAAGAGCAACAAACUUAG
Molecule: messenger RNA, 1200 nt
Organism: Lodderomyces parapsilosis
Lineage: Eukaryota; Fungi; Ascomycota; Pichiomycetes; Serinales; Debaryomycetaceae
Gene: HOG1
Product: mitogen-activated protein kinase
Exons: 1
Coding region: 1-1200 (399 amino acids)
Biological process (GO): osmosensory signaling pathway; stress-activated MAPK cascade; protein phosphorylation
Cellular component (GO): nucleus; cytoplasm
Molecular function (GO): MAP kinase activity; ATP binding
Source: RefSeq, a predicted model, not a curated record